AUGGCUCUACUGCAGUAUAGAAGCAAGGACAAUGACCUCCUACGGGAACACUUGGUAUCGCACAAGCUUCAGAAUAGUCAGUCAACUAAUAAAACAACUUAUCUUUCUCAAGAAAUACAAAAUGAAAUUAUUAGUGAUGAUAUAGUCAAAACUUGCAAUGCAGCCCCAUGUUUUGGAUUCAUGUCAGACGAGGCUACAGAUGUUGCCACGAUAGAACAGAUGGCGCUAUGUCUGCGCUUUUAUGAUCCGACUGAAUUACGAAUUCGAGAAGAGUUUAUUGGUUUUGCAGAAUGUAAAGCAACCACAGGAGAGUCUCUGACAGAGUCUUUCCUAGAGAACCUUAGAGCUAAAGGUGUUAUUGUAAAUAAAAUGCGAGGUCGGGGCUAUGAUGGUGCUGUCAAUAUGGCCGGAAAAUACAGAGGCGUACAGGCAAGAAUUAAAGAAGUGGUACCUGGAGCAGUCUAUACUCAUUGUAAGGCACAUAAUCUUAAUCUUUCAAUCAUCUGCGCUUGUAAAGAGACGCUUAUCAGGAACGUGAUGAAUACCCUUCAGGAAAUAGCAUUCAUGUUUGACUACUCCGCUAAGAAGCUUGGCAUUUUCAAGGAGCAUCUUGCUAAUAACGACACUACAAAAGACAAUAUGGAAGGACGCCAAAAGCUGAAAACGCUGUGUGAAACACGCUGGGCUGCAAGAUCGGAACCCCUUUUCACGUUCAAAUCCGCUUUUUCAACAGCAGAUGCAGCUUUGGGAGAAUUGUCUUUACAACCUGGUGAUUCGAAGGCCGGUCCAUAUCAAGCUGCUAUCGAAAAGUUUGACUUUAUAAUUACCCUUGUUGCUUCAGAACAUGUUCUAUCAGCACUUGUUGCAUUGUCAUGUCUCUUACAGAAAAAAGACUGA
Mytilus trossulus (common blue mussel) is the source of this 897-nucleotide messenger RNA. Its product is annotated as zinc finger MYM-type protein 6-like. The record is from RefSeq and is a predicted model, not a curated record. Lineage: Eukaryota; Metazoa; Mollusca; Bivalvia; Mytilida; Mytilidae. The transcript has a single exon. The coding region runs from base 1 to 897 and encodes 298 amino acids.